Molecule: messenger RNA, 10782 nt
Organism: Besnoitia besnoiti
Lineage: Eukaryota; Apicomplexa; Conoidasida; Eucoccidiorida; Sarcocystidae
Exons: 7
Coding region: 1-10782 (3593 amino acids)
Biological process (GO): transmembrane transport
Cellular component (GO): membrane
Molecular function (GO): transmembrane transporter activity
Source: RefSeq, a predicted model, not a curated record
AUGGCAGACUCAUCGCUGGCUGCGGCCUGCGAGGCCGACUGCGAUUGGCGGCGAGGCGCAGGGGGCGGCGGAGGAGGAUGCGAACGUGACGCAGAUGCAGAGAAGGGAGAGGCAAGAGAAUCCAAUCAAGAAACUGAAGGAACUGAAGCAGAAGCGACAGAAGGUCCUCCACAUUCUCGCAGGACGCAUCAAGCUGCUUGCGAGACAGCGGAAGAGAGUGUGUGUUCCGCUGGAGACAACGCGGCACGGCUCGCGAGCACAACUGAGCCAAACUUCAACUUUAGGUGGCUGCUCACACAUGACUCUCUUCCUCGCCGAAAAAGAGUCCACGUGCGGCAUGAAGACCUGCCGCCAAGGAAAGAGAGGGCAGCAGCAACGUGCUGUGCGAGCCUCUGUGGAGGCGCGGACAACCAAGCCGGGCGACGGGAAGGAGACCUCUCCGGCGCGGCGGGGUCGCCGCCUUCAGAUCUACUCCCAGCUGCAAGAAACGAAGAGCGAGAGAGCGGCAGCCAGAGGCAGGACGCGCAGGAAAUAACGGGGGUGAAAGCCAAACGACAGAGAACUAAAUUAGAGAAGGUCCCGCAACGAAGGGAAGAAUACCCCGGCGAGAACGAGGCAGUCGAAGAGCUGGAUGGGCUCUACUGUCUCUUCGGAGCCCUUUCUUUCCGCUUCUGCCGCGCGUCCUUCCGCGGUCAUGCCCUGCUCUCUCCGCUGCUCGUUUCUGCCUCGAGCACCUUCCGCGGAGGUCCUCGACGCCUCGCGUGGAGCGACGCGUUCCAUCAUUUCGCCUUCUCCGCUUGCGACUCCCUCAGCCAGCUUUCCAACCUUCACGGUGGAGUUGCGUCAGCGCGGGGGGGCAGAGCGAAGCGCCUCGUGGAGCCGAGACCUGUCGAGCCUGAAGCCGCGCGAAGCGACGCAGCCUCGCCUGGACCUGCUCUCCAAAAUAUCGACUGCCCAAAGACGGCGAGAACUGAGAGCCGACGCCUCAGCGCAGAGCGCGACGUCGAGGGCAGUGCCGCGGACUCUGCAGACGCAGGAGAAACGGCGCCCGAGACGGUAGGCGAAACCGACGGCCGUAAACGGCCAACAGGCGACGGGCGCGCUACAGGCGAUGUGCAAGUAGUGGGGGAUUGUGAGAGGGAGGACGCGAACCAGGCGAAAAGAGACGGCGGACAAAGAGAGGACGACCUAGAGGAGGGAGCCCAACGCGGCGAGAGGGAGACAGAGUGUGUGAGACGAACCCCAGCGGGAAGGGAGACAGCCGCCGCGAGAGAACCGAACGCGCUGGCUCGAAGGGACAGGAGCGAGAUCCUGGCUAGGGGCGAUGGACCCAACAAAGCCGAAAGCGAGGCAAGAGAAGAGCCCAGCACCGCCGACGCCUUCAGACACGCCAGUUGCGGCCAGAAAGGCCACGCGCCACUCCGCGAGCGAGAAAGCGAAAGGCUGGACUCGGGGCACUGCUGGGCGCUUGAAAGCGCCGGCAGCGCGGCUCAGGAGCCGCACCUCCUCGCGCAGGCAGCGAGGCGCUGGAAACCGAAGAGGGAGGAGACGCGGGGCGCACUCUGCGAGAGGGCGGCGCGCGCAGAGGCCGCGUGUCCUUCUCCGUCUCCAGUGCGACCCGAAGGGCGCGGAGGACUCCGGGAGAGACAGCGCGCAGAGGCCGCGCCGCAGCCGAACGCCGGAGCCCACCGCGAGCUGCUCGAGUCCAAGAAAAGAGGAGACCCUGUGACGGCAGACAAUGAGGCGGAAAGAGGGAACUCCCACGCAGAACAGAGGCGCAGCGACAAGGCGCAUGAAGCGUCGCUCCUGGGCGACUGCCUCCGCACUUGCUCAGCGGCUGACGUUCUCUCUGCCGACGGCGAAGGCAGCCUUUUCCUGUCGCGAGCUUCGUCAGGGGCCCCGCUGAGGGAGACAGGGGACACUGUCGACGCAGAAGGCGCGCACGGAAACGAGGCGGCUUCGAUAUUUUCCGAGAGGAGCGAGGCGCGCGAGCGCAGCUCUAUACGGUGGAAGCGUCUCCUCUUGCUUCUCAUUCUCGGCCUCCAAAUGACUCUGAACAUCGACAACGGCGUCGUGCCGGCGGUGCUGGUUGACCUUGGGAAAGAAUUCAACGCAAACGCCUCGGAGCAGGGUCUCGUCGGGGCGCUUCCGCACAUCGGCAUGCUGGUUUUCUGCCCCUUCUGUGCGCGAUGCCUGGAGGUCUUCCGUCCGCAGCGUUUGCUGACUUUUUCGCUGCUCUUGAACGCGUGUGCGGUUCUCCUCUUCGCCGCAAGUUCGACGUGCCCUGCGCUGUUUUUCUCGCGCUUCCUCAUCGGCUUCUCGCAAACUGCCUUCGUCGUCUACGCGCCUGUCUGGAUCGACACAUUCGCGCCCGCCAAGCUCCUCACCCUGUGGAUGGGUCUCACGCAGUCUGCUGUUGUCUUCGGAGUCGUUGGAGGCUACUUGCUGGCGGGGUUUUUGCGGCGCGCCGGAGUGGACUGGCGCUCUGCGCUGUUCCUGCAGGCCGCGUGCCUGCUGUGUCUCAUACUUUUCCUCGCGCUCGCGGACGCGUCCCACAUCGACGUCUGGGCGCAGCCUGGGCGGGAAGACGGAAACGACGGGACGGAGGCUGCCUCUGACGAGGAAUGCGACGCGAAGAGCGGCAAGCAACGAAAAGUUGCAGAAGACGCAGAGGCGCGCGCUUGCCUGCCCUCGACAGACGAAGAAACAUACGAUCACGCAGCAGCGGAGAGCGAAUGCGAAGAAGAACGAGCCGAACUGGAGCGGCGAGAAGGCGCUCAAGCCUCUGCCCAGGCGCGCAAAAAGAAGACAGAGAAACGGGACAGCGAGGGAGAAAAGCAGCUCGCAGAGCAAUUCGAAAAGGGGAAAACCGCCGGAGGAACCUGGAAGCGAAGCAUGCAAGCAGCAACUCGUUUCCCCGCUGUAUCGCCGGAGGAGGCUAGCGAGCACGAAGACGCCGAGGAGCUGAACCGAGGAGGAAGCAGACGACAGACGCGGAGGAAGAAACGAAGGCCAGCGAAGCAGCGUAACGGAAGCACAAACGCGGGUCGACAGCCGACGCAUGCAGAACGCGAGCCAGGACACCAGGCGGGCGAAGAAGGAAAGCAAGCAAAGAUAGAAGAAGGGCGAGACAACAACACUCCGCUCGAACGCGGCAAAACGCGCGAGAGGUGGAGCGAGACAGCGUCACAGAUACCCGCCACGGGAGCAGAAGCGAAGCACCAAGAAAGACAGACAUGCCAACAGGAGCCAAAGACGGAAACGCCAGAAUCUCAGGCAGCAGAAAAGACAACGCGACUUGUAGCGAAUCAGAUGAGGCGGGCCUUGCCGCCGCUUCCUCCCUUCCUCCCUGCACAACGAACUCGCACUUCGUCUUGCCUCUCCACAAGUUUCGCCGAGAGCGCGAGUGCAUCUUCUCCCUCUCGUUCUUUUGUUUUUGCUUCAGAGAGCGCACGCGCCGCAGCGCCGUCUUCCGCAUGCCCAGUGUCUGCGUUGUUCGACUUCGGUCCAUCACACCGAGCUGCUGCCUCUACUUCCGUGUCGCGUCUUCCGCCUCUCGCCUUCAGCUCCGCGGCGCCGGAGGCUCUGCAGGCAUUCCGUUCCUCUGCGACUUCGUCUGCUUUGUGUCAGGCUCCAAGCGCCCCCCGCCUUCCCUCCUCUGCCGCUCAGCUUAUGCCCGCUCUGCUUUCUUCCUCCGCGGAGGCCUCCUCUCGCCUCAGUUGUGCCUGUGUGCCUCCCUCCCUCGGUCGCGAGCCUGCAACAACGACAGCCGCUGCGUCUCGCCUCAGCCCCGAGCUCGUCUUCCGUGCAGCACUUGGCGUUCUCCCAACUCCGAGUCCGUCGCCCCGCGCGUCCUCGUUUUCGUCUCCUCGCUCUCGCUUGGUUCGCUCCGCCUCCUUCGCUGCCUUGCCCGCGGCCUCGUCGGUGUCAUCCUCUGCUUUCGCGACUGCGUCGCCUUCCGCCUUGGCGCCCUCUUCUCCUUUUCUUCCGCUGUCGGCGCCCACAGCUGCUGCGUUGCCUGCGGCCUCGCUCCCUUCUCUGCGGCUUUCUCAAGGCUUCGCACUCGCGCCGCGGUCUGCGCCAAGCCAUCGCCGUCCGUCUUCGCUUGCCUCCUCCGCGUUCCUUCCUUUCCGCGCACACUUUCGUCCCUGCGCGUCUCCUCGCGGUCACACGCAGCCGCCGAAAACGAGCGCCUCGCCGCGACCGCCGAAAGUCGACGCGCAUGCGCCAGCCGUCUCUGCGAGUGCGGCGCCCCGACGGCGCGGGGCCUUUAGUUUGCCUCAGGCGGAACCUGAAAGCCCCCUAGGAGCCCUCGAGGACGCACAUGACAGAAAGAGAGAAAAAGAAGCUGCGUGCCUUUCACUCGCUCGCUCUGCGGAACUGCGUGUCUCGAUCCCCGGCUCCCCCUUCCCCUCGUCUGCUGCGCCGGUCUCGCCGCCUUCUGCGGCCUCUGCGCUCCCUCGCUUCUUCCGCCGCCUGCGUCUGUGGCCGGUCGAGACGCUCAGCCUCCUGCGUGCGGUCCCCCCGUCGCCGACGCCGCCUGUCUCGAGCGCCAUCGUCCCACAGGAGCCUUUGCGCGCUGGAGGGGGAGAAGACGCGCGAGACGCGCCUGCGCAAGCGACUGCGGAAGGCGCAGACGUCUCGCGCGCGGCCGGGAGAGAGACAGAAGCCGCAUGGGCGAGCGCCACAGCGCCGUGGAGAAGAGACGCAACAGCGCGAGGCGCGGCGCUUCUGCAUGACGACUACAGGCCAAUGCACCCUCAGGAAGUGAGUGAAGAGUGCGCGGAGAAGAAAGCGAAGCAGAGAGAAGUGAUCGCGUCAGGCGCGGCGGAGGAUGGAACGUGCGGGCGAGAAGGAACGAGUGACGCAGCAGGCGAGGAGACACGGGGAGUGCUGCAGAAAGACAAACGCCGCCUCCAAGGCCCCCCCUUCUUUUUCCAUGCGUCGUCCUUGCCCUUUGGCUCUUCUUGGAGUGCGAAGCGAGACGGAGGGCGAAGUCGAGUUUCGCGCUUCUCCUCCUCCACAGAAGGCGCACGCGGCAAGCGAGACGCAGGGCCGCCGGAGGACAAGCGGCGAGAAGAAGAGCGAGAGGCGAUGCGUAGGUGGAAGCAGCGUCAGCUGAUUCUCGCUGCCAUCGAGCACGCGCACUGCGGCAUCUCGGAUCUCCGACGCGAGAGAGAAAAGAAAGCAUCACUCAAGAGAGAAAGAGAAAGCGGACAUCGCAGCGUCCUGCCAGGCGAAAAAGCCCAGGAGCGAGGACGAGAGAGAAAACGCGACGCAGAGGGUGCGACGCCGCCGAGGGACAUGUCUCUGCGAGAGCGAGUUCGAGGCGAAAAGCCAAGGCUGGAAGGCGGCGCUCAAGAAAUGCGAGUCGCGCUGAAACGCGGAGAGAAACGCAAGCGCGAGCUGAGUGAGAGCAAAGCAGAGAGCCUUGAGGACUCGCGCACGAACGGCGGGGACUCGCCACGGGCGCCCAGCAAACGAAGAAAGCCUGGUUCCAGGAUCUCUGCAACGAAGCCAGGGGAAGCUUCGACGCGGCUGGUCACAUUCCGCCGAGACGCCUCCCGCGGCGCCUCUGCGGCACGUCAUCACAGCCAGCCGCCGCGCGUCCUCCGCCUGCUUCGGCACAUUCCCUCUCGCUCGGCGCAUCUGCCGCCGGCUGCGCUUCCGCCUUCCCUCGAGAAGGCGCGCGGUUCCCUAGCCUCUUCUGAGUCGUCCUCCACGCCCGCGAUUUCGCUCUCCGCGACGCUCUCAAGUGCGUCUUCGCCGACCCCUCGAUGGCGACUGCGAUUCGCCAGGCGCAUCUCCCCUCCGGCCUCGAGCGCUGUGCACCUCGAGCCUGCUGCACACGUCGUCGUGCUUCAGCCGCAGCUCCCUCCACAGGCGCCUCUGCUCUCUCACGAGCAACUUCCGCUCUCUCCCGGCGCGCUUGAGGUGAGGCGUGAGCAGGCGGGAGCGCCAGGUGUGGCCGCUGCGUCUGCCCUCAGCCAGCCUCUUUUUUACGCGCUGCAUGCGAGCUGCGACAGGCGGAAGAGCCACGCCGGCAGCGCGGCUGCGCCCGCCGCGCCCGCGCGGAAGCACGCGCGUUCCGAACCCGUCUCGGAUGCCUUUCUCAGGGGCUCGCGGCUCCUCUUCUUCGCGCCGCCUAUCGGCAUCAUUCUGGCCGCGCCUCCGCCGCCUCGGAGUCGCCUCAAGGCGAAGCCGGCGAGCAGCCAGGAGCCGAAGGCUCGCGUCGGUGCCUUCGGCGCGUUCAGGGUGGAGGACGAAGACGCGUGCGAGGCGCCCGGCGACGGGCGCGCCAUUGGGUCGCACGCGGCGCCGAAGGGGGCGUCCAGAAGAGACGGCGAUCGGCUUAUCUCUGCGCGCACAACCUCUCUCGCACAGAGUUUUGAAAGAGGCGAACUAGAGGCGACAGGGCAGAAGGAGGGAAAAGAACGCGCAGAGAGGGGCGGACGGAAAACACUGCGCGAGGCUGCGAGGGAGGGAGACGAGAGCACAGGGCAGAGGGAGGCUGAACGUGACGCCGGAAGAGAGGCUGCACCACAAGACAGCGCACGAGAGCAGAACGAACGCACGCAGAAGGCGAGCGAGCUUUGCUUAGCAACCCCAGAGAGCCAGGAAGAUGCAGGCCCUCCUUGUGGCGACGCGGACGCGCCACGCAACCUCACCAGCCUCGACGAAGCCGACGCGUGCUAUGCGAAGGGGACGAUCGGUGACGCCGGAGGCCUGCAAGGGACUGGAAGGGAGAGAGGCGCGAAGGCGGGGGAGGAACGACCCAUGCUUGCCGGCAGGAAUGAAACACGAAGACAGAAAGGGGCUCUGACUAAACACGCAGAGAGUCAAGGCGAGUCCAGAGAACAAAUCUUUCAUCGCCGCGAGGAGGAUGAGACUCGAGGAGAAGAAGCGGAGGCGAUCGGCAGAGACAGACGUGACAACGGCGACCUCGAAAAAAAGGAGGCACAGCCAUGCGUAGAAGGGCAUGAAGAGGAGAACUGCGAGGGACUGCGAGAGGACGCCCGCGGCGCGCGCGAGGAGGCGGAAGACGAAACCCGAGUAAAACGGCCGAGCGGGGAUGAAGGCGAUGGAGGGAGCCGACCCUUCAAAGGAGCCGAUACGAGCGAGCGCAGACGAGCAAGGAGAGACAGGCAAGAGAGAGAGAAGGAAGCGAGGCCCAGCGCUGCUCUGGAAGAGACACGACAGCUGGAGCAGGACGUGGAAAGGAGCGAAGAAGAAAACAGCGACUCUGGCGCGAACGCGGACGCAACAGGCAGACGCGGAAAGGUCCUGAAGCCAGUCGACAGGCAGCUGUGCGUUCCUUCGUGUUGCUUCUCACUCCGGUCUCUGGGAGCGAAGCAAGCGGCAAAGAAACCUCCGAGUCUCACUCUGCUUCGCGCGAGGCGCAGGCCGCUCGCGCGUGCGGAGCCGCGCGCUGUAGGCAAGAAGGGAAGACAGAGACCUCUGGAAAAGGCGCGCGAGUGGAAGCAGGACGAAGACUCGGAUUAUGGCCAUGCAGUGUUCAUUCCGGCUCCGCGAAAGGGCAUGUCCGCGCCGCGGCCGCCGCCCCCUCCCGGAGUCGCUGUAGCUGCCUCGGGGUCCACGGGGAAGGAACAAUUGGGCAGCCCCGCCAAAGCUCCGCGCACCGCUUUCUCCUCUCGCUCCAGUUCUUCCUUGCCGUCGUCGGACUCGUCCUCUUCGCCGCCUCCCUGCGGGAUUUUUGCAUCGCCUCUGCUCCGCCCCUUUCCGCCCGAGGAGAGCGAGGACGCAGAUGCCGUUCUCCUCGUUCCACUCGAAAUCCACGCCGCGUCUCCGCUGCGCGUCCCGCAGGAGGGGCUCUCUCCCUCAAGUGCUCGCGCCUCGCUGCCUCUGUGUGCCGCUUCUUCGCUUUCCGCGGCAGCACCGUUCGCUGUGUCGCACCUCGAGAUCUUCUCCCUCGCUCCGGAGGCCGCCACACCAUCUCCCGCCCUCGGGGCUGAGCGGCUGUCUCCCUCUCCUUCUCCCUCCGCUUCUUGUUUUCGAGAGCCGACUUCCCACCGUGCGCCGGGAGUCGAUGCGGCAUCGGAACGCGGCGAAGAAACCCGUGAACGAGGAAACGAAGCCAGGCAAAACAUCAGCGGAGAAGAGGGCGGCGACGCGAGUCCUGAUGGAGAGGUAGGAGAGCGAGACGAGCGCAGAGACACUGCAGCUGCCAGCCUCCAAGCCGUGGCGGAAGGCGCAGAAGCGGACGCGGACUCGCGCGAGGGCGGCGUCUGCAGAUACUCUGGCGGCUGCCGAGCAGGACAAGAUUGUGAGAAAAGAGAGAGAGAUGCGCAAGCGCCUCCAGAAGUCGAAGUUCUGUGCGCGUUCAACGAUGCGCCUCUCGAAGCCGCAGCGCUCGCCGGAGCUGCCGUGCUUCUGGCCUCCCCUCCAGCGGCCGCCAUUGCUCCGCUUCCCCAAGAGAAAGACGGCAGACGCGCCGAAGGCACAGAACAGGAGAAGAAGGCCUCGGUCGUCGGCACGCCACAGCGCGAAGGCGAAGACGACGAGAGAGAAGGAGAAAGAUUCGCGGAAGAAGCUCAGGGGAUUCACGCGAUUACCAUCAUGCCAACUGAGGGCAUCCGCCUUUUGGAAGCCGAGGAAGGCGCAGAAGCAGCGCAAGAUGAAACGGGGCUAGGCACGGAGGAACGUGAGCAAACUGAGGAAGCGAGAGACGAUACCAGCGAACAGGGAGAAUACACAGAAAGCAGAUGGGCGGAAGAAGGAAAUCCGAGAGACGCAGCAGAGGGCGAGAAGCGGAGUGACCGCGGCGAACCGCGUUCAGCAGAAAAGAGGCGGGCUCGGCGCCUCGAGCAGCUGAAGGGACAAGGGGCGGAGGAACCCACUGCAGAGGGAAAAACAAGGAACGCACGCGCCUCGCAAACGCAUUCAGGCAUCCUGCACGUCGGCGAACGCGCGGUGAAGCAGGAUAUGGCCUCUGAAGCAAGGAGUAGCUUCGCGUCCGGAUGUCUUUUCAAAAGGCAGAGACUCGCAGGAGAAAACAGCGAGGGAGCUGCGCAGGAGGAAAGCGAAGAAGGCGAGGAAAGAGACGCCUUGUGUCGCGGACAGAUGCAGGAAGAUGAGAGCGAGCGCGAGAGAGACGAGGGCGCCACAGAGGCGGCAGAAAAGGACGCGACCUCCGACUGCCUGCGAGAAGCGGAGGCGCGCCGCGAAGGCGCAGCGACUGCCACGAAGAGAGAGGCAGCCGAAGCGAGCAAGGAUCGCCUUUGUGUUGAGGAACACGAGAAAACUCAGCUCCCGACAGAUCCGCUGGCGAGCGUGAUUGCCCUCGUUCCGGUGACGUUGCGGACGCUCGCGGCAGCAGACGACAUGGAAACUGGCGCAGAGGAGCCGACUGCGGAGUGCAUCCCAGGGGCGGGGUGCGAAGGGCGCGGAGAGGCCCCCAACCCGACGUCCGCAGGAGCCCAUCGAGCAGCGAGACCGAAGGCGUGCCCAGGCGAAGGAGACACCAGCGGAGAAAGUGAGGUCUUCACGCAGCGAGGCGCGCCGAAAGCAGGCUGCGUGCGGAGAUACGAAGACGAAAAGAGGCAGGGGGACGCCCGCGAACAAGACCCGUUGAACACGAGGCAGCAAAAUGGAGCAGAAACAACUCGGGAAGAGGAGGUGGAGAAGGAGGAAGCACCUCGCUUCUUCGACACCCGGGGCCGAGGGCCUCUGCUUACAGAGCUGACUGAGCCUCAGCGUGACAGCCUCGCCCUUCAGACUCCAGCGCGAGCGGAGGGAGAAAGCAAACAUCUGCUCGCCGUCGAGAAGCACUCGCGCGACGCGCACUUCACAGAAAGCAGUCCAAGCGACGCGGAAGUCGACAGAGCAUCGCAGGAAACGGCGCACGCGCCUGGAGGCAGCAGCCGCGAGGCGCGAGCGACUAGCGCGCGGCAACAGGAAAUGGUGAGAAAGUUCAGCAAGCCAACACAGGACCCCAGAGUGGGGCGCAUGGGCGUCGACGCGGAGGAAGUCGAGGCACGCCAAACGGAGACUGAAAAUGGGGAAGAACGGCCCGAAGCUCACGAGGAAGACAACAGCGACGUCGACGCACUCUCGUCGUCGUGGAGCGGCAGUGAAGAGAAUGAAGAAGAGGCUUGGAAGAGCCACGCAGUAUGGAAGCUGUUCAGAAAUCCGUUGUACAUGUGUCUGGUCCUGGCGCUGUGCUCGCUGUUCUUCGAAGUGACGGCCAUCCAGUUUUGGGCGACGCGGUACUUCGAAGAGGAGCUACAUGCGGACACGGCGACGGUUUUGAUAAGCUUCUCGACUACGGCGGCGACGGCGCCGGCAGUCGGCAUUUUCGCGGGGGCCUUUGCAAUGGACUUUCUGGGUGGCUACCGCGAGACGCUUCACCAGCAGCGGCGGGCUGUGUGUUGCCUCGUCGGGCUCUCGGCCCUCUGCGCCUCUCUGGGGCUCUGCGCGGCGUUCGCGGUCGCAAGCUUCUGGCCAGCACUCGCACUCGUCUGGCUCCUCCUCUUCGCGGGCGGCACGAUCCUCCCCACAGCCAGCGGCCUGCUGCUCGCCGUCGUCGACGGCUGCCUCCGCGCCAAGGCCUCGGGCACCGCGACCUUCUUCUACACCCUCCUCGGCUACACAGCCGGCGCCUUCCUGCCAGGCCUCGUCAGCGACGCGCUCGGCACCAAAGGCGCCAUGCAGAUGAUUCUGCUCUGGCCUCUCUUCGGUUUUGCUUUCCUUCUCCUGGCGUUCUUUUUCGUUUCCCGCCUUCGCAGUGAAGAAGAGGGCAGCGAAGAAGCGGAAGGGGGCUAG